Oldenlandia corymbosa var. corymbosa is the source of this 1495-nucleotide messenger RNA. NCBI's taxonomy places the organism in Eukaryota, Viridiplantae, Streptophyta, Magnoliopsida, Gentianales, Rubiaceae. The record is from the annotation of a GenBank genome assembly.
CCCCAAAUAAAGAAGGAAAAAAAAAAAAAAACAUAAGUAACGCUCCCCAUAUUUUUCUCAUAAAUUGUUUCAUACUUUCCAAAGCCAUGGGCAACAAGCUCCAAUAUCAGUCUGCUUUCUUAGCCUUAGCAUUUUUAUUUGCUACAUUAAUUUCCAUUGCUGACGGAACCCUUGUUGGAAAUCCUCUGGGUUCCGGCUCCGGCCGCCAACAACCGAAAUCUCAAGUGAUUCCGAUUAUGAAUGCAUCCGGACCGGAGAGCUUAGCGUUUGACAGGCUCGGUGGUGGUCCGUAUACCGGCGUUUCCGACGGCCGGAUCAUCAAAUGGGAUGUUGAGAACAACCGGUGGAUCAAUUUUGCUGUUACUACACCUCAUAGAUGGGGCUGCGAAGGGUCGCAUGAUCAUACACUGACAGAAGACAGAUGUGGGCGCCCGUUGGGCCUAAGUUUCAACCUACGGACUGGUGAUCUUUAUAUUGCUGAUGCAUAUAUGGGUCUACUUGUGGUAGGCCCUCAAGGUGGGUUGGCUAAACCACUUGCAACUCAAGCCCAAGGCAUUCCAUUCAAGUUCGCAAACGCCGUGGUAGUUGAUCAUAAUAGUAGUGUGGUGUAUUUUACAGACACCAGCACCGUCUUUCAAAGAAGGGAUUAUGUUACUGCACUUAUCAGUGGGGACAAAACAGGAAGGCUUAUGAAGUAUGAUUUGAGAACCAAACAAGUAACAGUUUUGAUGAACAAUCUCAUGUUCCCAAAUGGAGUUGCGCUGAGCAAAAACAAAGAUUAUCUCCUCGUAGUUGAGACCACAAAUUCCAGAAUCUUAAGAUAUUGGCUCAAGAAACCAAUGGCUGGGAAGGUGGAAGUAUUUGCACAACUUCCAGGUUUGCCUGAUAACAUCCAAAUCAACCACAAAGGUGAAUUCUGGGUUGCCAUGAACGCGAUUAAGUUGACUAAUCUUCAAGGGUUUCUCUGGGUUUCGAAACCUCCAGCUGAUUUUGACGGGCUUGGAUUGGCUGUGAAGCUGAAUGAGAAUGGGACUAUAGUUCAAGUUUUGGAAGAUAAAGAAGGAAAUGUUUGGAGGUAUAGCAGUGAAGUUCAUGAAAAAUUGGGGAGUUUGUGGAUAGGUUCUGUACUGGUGUCCUUCGUAGCGAGGUUAGCGAUCUCCGGGCCGUAAUUUUCUUGCCGGGAGAUUUAUUCCGACAUCGAAGAGUGAGUUUGAAGUCUAGAUGUUUGGGUUGGGAAUUGAAUGAUACUUUUCAGGGAAAUUUCUUUAGUGUUCGAAGAGUAUUGUUGUAGCAUAAUUGCAUGAGUUUUUAUAUUUACAUUGCAAUUGCAAAUUCAUAGAUUGUCUAGCUAGGGUUCCUUAGCAUGGUUUUUGUUGUUUGAAAAUUUGAAUGGAGAUGUUUGUAAUCUAGUUAUUAUAUGCAGAAUUGAAGACUCCCUUAAUUUUGUCAAUAUGAUCUGCGCAUAUAUAUUAGUUCUUACUGUUUUCACCAUCGC